Maylandia zebra (zebra mbuna) is the source of this 2124-nucleotide messenger RNA. RefSeq names its product POU class 4 homeobox 3 (gene pou4f3). NCBI's taxonomy places the organism in Eukaryota, Metazoa, Chordata, Actinopteri, Cichliformes, Cichlidae. Gene Ontology annotation, biological process: regulation of transcription by RNA polymerase II. Gene Ontology annotation, molecular function: RNA polymerase II cis-regulatory region sequence-specific DNA binding; DNA-binding transcription factor activity, RNA polymerase II-specific. The record is from RefSeq and is a predicted model, not a curated record.
CCGUGCCCCAACUUUUAUGUCAGGGGCCACACUGCUAGCGAGGUGCUUGCAGGGAGGAUGAUGAUGACCAUGAACGGCAAGCAGCACUUCUCCAUGCACCCGGCUCUGCACGAGCCCAAGUAUCCCGGCCUGCACUCAGGCUCGGAGGGCAUGCGCAGAGUCUGUCUGCCCGCCCCACAGCUGCAGGGCAAUAUAUUCGGAGGCUUUGAUGAGAGCCUGCUGGCACGGGCAGAGGCUCUGGCGGCUGCUGACAGCAUUGUCUCUCACGGCAAAAGUCACCCGUUCAAACCAGACGUGACUUACCAUACCAUGAACAGUGUCCCCUGCACCUCAGCUUCAUCUUCUUCCUCUACUACCGUGCCCAUCUCCCACGUUCCUUCCACCAUCGCCUCUCAUCACCACCACCACCUCGGACAGACCCUGGAGGCCGGAGACCUCCUGGACCACCUCUCCACCAGCCUGGCUGUGACCGGGAUGGGUGCCCCAGAGCCUCCAGGGAUGACCACGCCGGCGCACCACCACCAGCACCCUCAUCACCACCUGCAGACUAUGGGGCAGCUGCACCAGGCGAUGGCCACUAUGGCCCACCCUCACUCCCUGUCCGUUCACGGCGGUAUGGCUUGUGUCAACGACGUAGAGUCGGAUCCCAGGGAGCUGGAAGCCUUCGCCGAGCGGUUCAAACAGAGGAGGAUCAAACUCGGGGUGACCCAGGCGGACGUCGGGUCAGCUCUGGCCAACCUCAAGAUCCCAGGAGUGGGGUCUUUGAGCCAGAGCACCAUCUGCAGGUUCGAGUCCCUCACCUUGUCCCACAACAACAUGAUCGCGCUCAAGCCGGUUCUCCAGGCCUGGCUGGAGGAAGCCGAGGCUGCCUACCGGGAGAAAAGCAGCAAGCCGGACCUUUUCAACGGGAACGAGAGGAAAAGAAAGCGCACGUCCAUCGCCGCGCCGGAGAAGCGCUCUUUGGAAGCGUACUUUGCCAUUCAGCCCCGACCCUCCUCGGAAAAAAUUGCGGCGAUCGCCGAAAAACUGGACCUGAAAAAGAACGUGGUUCGAGUGUGGUUUUGCAACCAGCGGCAAAAACAGAAACGAAUGAAAUACUCUGCGGUGCACUGAGUUACACAGAUCAUGAAUAAAAUAGCCUACUACAUUUUUGAUCGAGUGAUUAAUAAUAGCCUAAGUAACCUAACUAACAGGGAUUUUGCAACGUGUCUCAUUUUGGAUUGCUCCCAGAAAGACUUUUACUUCAUCCCCAUUUCGUGUCACGCACUCUUCAUUGUUGCACUUUUUCGAUUUUGUUAUUAAUACGGGACUGAUAAAUGUGUUAUAGAUCUGUAAGGAGGAUGACUUUGAUGUUGUUUGUCUUGUAUCUUGCACACUCUAAAUGUGGAUUUUUAGGAAAUUCACCCUGACAAUUUGUCACAUUCAGGGAUUAUUAACUCACUUUUUAUAAACCAUUACUUGGAGUUCAUGGAGGCUGAAUUUAUGGGCUGUUUAAAUGUUAAACUGAUGUUAUCUGAAGAGACAGACAGAGUCUUCAGGAAUUCGAGAAGAAAAGAAAAAAUACGAUUUUGUAAGAUAAUUGGUUGAGACCUGAGUUUGUCCUCCACAUCACUGGCUCAUAUACACUGAACUAUAUGUCGUUUUCACCGCUUUCUUUUUCACCUCUUUUCUUUUUGAAAACUUCAGUGGAAUGUGUCCUCAGUGUGUUCACCUUUUUAAAUCACUAUUUUUUCUCGGUAUUUUUAUUUUUUGCGAACUAAUCAGCUCUCUUCGUGAACUGUGUGAAGGUAAUUUACGCACAAGCAACAGUGACUCUUUCACAAGGUAUAUGACACUGUGAGUCUGGAUAUCUUUAAUUAUUUAGAAAUGAAAAUGACACCGUCUUAUAUAUAUAUGAGGCACAGACGUGUGGCUUUGGCUGCUGCUAUAUUUUAAUAUUUUGAUGUGAACGUGUUUUGGACCAUUACAGGUGAGCUGUAUAUUUAUCAUAUUGGUGAGAUAUAUCCAGUAUACAGGCCUCCAUCACCUGAUCUAACUAUUUAUUUUUUCUCACUCUUGAUUUCAUUUGGAAAAAACAUGUGUGAAUUUUAAACUUAAUAAAUUAUCAGUUAUUUUUUAAAAUCC